AUGUCUCUAGCAGAUGAAGAAGCUAUUUUAGCCAGAACGAACCAUGAAAACACGGAUUCAAUAUCAAAAACCGGCCCAAAGAAGCGGUCUACGCAGCCCGAGUUGCCAUUCCGGGGUGUGCGUCGACGGAGUUGGGGCCGUUACGUCUCUGAGAUUCGCUUACCAAAGAAGAAGACCAGAAUCUGGCUUGGUUCGUUCGUGUCGGCCGAGAUGGCCGCACGCGCCUAUGAUUCGGCCGCCUUCUUCUUGAGAGGCAAAUUGGCCACACUCAACUUCCCUGAGUCGGCCGGUUCGCUGCCUCAACCGCUCUCGUCGUCACGAAGAGAUAUUCAGUUGGCCGCUGCGAGAGCUGCUCUCAACCCAGUAUCCAACGAGGACCAGAUAAAUCCGGUCCCACCUGGGUCUUGCUCUGGUUCGGAUUCAAAGUGGGAGCAAUGGUGGGGACAAGAUGAGGAACUAGUGAGCUUGUUUGGAGACGUGAAAGAGGCACCACUGCAUAGCCCGUUGAGGUUAGAAUUAGAUUCAAUGGUUUCAGAUUGCUUUUUGGGCGAAACUCUUGAUCCAAACGGGUUUCUCGUAUCCUCUCAUGAAGAGUGGUGAUUGAUGAAGUUAACUUACUAGAGUGCCCUCGUAGAAUGUUUAAUAUUACUCUUAUGUCCCUACUUGCUUGCACUGGUGACUCUGGACCUGAUUUUCAUGGGUUUGGGGACUUUUUUUUAUUAUCUUAUACCCUUUAUGCCCCUCUG
Telopea speciosissima is the source of this 746-nucleotide messenger RNA. RefSeq names its product ethylene-responsive transcription factor ERF039-like. The transcript has a single exon. Bases 1 to 600 code for a protein of 199 amino acids. Lineage: Eukaryota; Viridiplantae; Streptophyta; Magnoliopsida; Proteales; Proteaceae. The record is from RefSeq and is a predicted model, not a curated record. Gene Ontology annotation, biological process: regulation of DNA-templated transcription. Gene Ontology annotation, molecular function: DNA binding; DNA-binding transcription factor activity.